UGUAAUAAAAGGGAAGUGUUGAAAGUGAGAUAAUGUUACAGUGUGGUGGUGGAUGACACAACUGAGAGCUACCAAUGGUUUUACCUUCUUCUUCUCUCUCCCUUUCCUUCUUCUUGCCCACUUCUACACUUCUUCCUAAUAACCUUAUCUUCAGAAACAACAACAGGGCUAUCUUUAACCCACACAAUUUCCCAUUAUCAAAGGAAAGACUACGUUUUUCAUGUUGUGCUCUAAAACCCACUUCGCAAAACAGGGUUUUUAGAAGGGAUUUGGUGUUGUUAGGCUUGACUUCGGUUUCUCUAAGAUGGCCACUUUCAGUGGCUCUUGCUGAAGAAGAGCCCACAAUGGCUUCGUUUUUAGAUGAAAUAAACGCCUAUUCUUAUCUGUACCCUGUUGAGUCGCCUUCCAACAAUAUUUCCCUCAAAUGGGUAGAAUCCCGAAAGCCAGAGCGAUAUUCAUCAGCUGCACCACUUUCUCCUGAUGCACGCCUGCGCAUUGUGUCCGAGCGUGUAGACUUUAUUGAUAAUGUCAUCAUUUCUGUCACGAUAGGUCCACCAAAUGCAAGCUAUAUAAAAUCAAAGGAUAAGAGUACAUGGACUGCAAAAGAUGUUGCUGAUUCAGUGUUAGCUGACAGAUCUUCACUGCGAGUUACGUCAACUCAGCGUUUAGAAGAGAGUUCGGUUCUCAAUACCCAUUCUAGUGAAAUUGAUGGUGAGAAGUACUGGUAUUAUGAAUACCUUGUUCGUAAAGCACCUUUGAGACUAACUGAUGAAUCAAACACUUACCGGCAUUAUCUUGCUUCAACAGCUGAAAGAGAUGGUUAUUUGUACUCUAUCAGUGCUUCAACCAUCAGCCCACGGUGGGAAAAGCUGGGGCCUUUCCUUGAAAAGGCAGUGGGUUCAUUUCGUCUCCUUAGUCCAACGGAAAAUUAUGUUCCUCCCUACAAAGAUCCCUGGAGAUUUUGGUGAAAACUCCUUUUAUUUUAUCGUAUUCAUGUGAUUUUUUAGGCAUGAAAAUUAUGUUUCAUUUAAUUGUUGGUCCAAAAAGGCAAAUUGAAAUAGAUUCUCUGAAAGAGAUGAGCAGAACAUGAGGCCUUCUAUUUCUGUUUUUUCUAUUCUUUUUUAUCAUUCCUAAAUGUACUUUAACAUCGUUUAUUUAGCAAUCCCAUUUAGAUAAUAAAACAGAGGUUUUAAAAUCUUAAUUUUAACUGAUUGUGUUACUAU
This is a messenger RNA of Vigna umbellata (rice bean), 1223 nucleotides long. It is a transcript of the gene PPD5, whose product is annotated as PsbP domain protein (Mog1/PsbP/DUF1795-like photosystem II reaction center PsbP family protein). Lineage: Eukaryota; Viridiplantae; Streptophyta; Magnoliopsida; Fabales; Fabaceae. The record is from RefSeq and is a predicted model, not a curated record. Gene Ontology annotation, cellular component: extrinsic component of membrane; photosystem II oxygen evolving complex; photosystem II. Gene Ontology annotation, molecular function: calcium ion binding. Gene Ontology annotation, biological process: photosynthesis.